Messenger RNA from Priapulus caudatus, 5646 nucleotides. Its product is annotated as paxillin-like. Gene Ontology annotation, cellular component: filamentous actin; stress fiber; adherens junction. Gene Ontology annotation, biological process: muscle structure development; actin cytoskeleton organization. Gene Ontology annotation, molecular function: actin binding; muscle alpha-actinin binding. Bases 308 to 1645 code for a protein of 445 amino acids. The record is from RefSeq and is a predicted model, not a curated record. NCBI's taxonomy places the organism in Eukaryota, Metazoa, Priapulida, Priapulimorpha, Priapulimorphida, Priapulidae. The transcript is spliced from 11 exons.
GUGAGUCAUAUAUUUUGUGUUGCCUCCCUAGUUGCUAGCAGUAUGCAUUAGAGGCGUCUACGAGUACGCAUGUAGUAAAUUUAAUGUGUGCGUGUUACGUUUCUGGAUAGACAGCAUAGUUCCGCUUAUCUUUCAACAGCCGAUAAAUUUGUACGCCGUAGGUCGCAAUUAUUACAGUGAUCACUAAUAGUGGUGUACCGCUGCGUUAGUGAGGAGGCGUGACACGGCGGGUGAUUUGACCAGCGACUGCAGAUAUCAGUGGUUGCAGCAGCAGCAGCGGCACCUGGCGGGGAAGACAGACACCAGGAUGAGCACCGUACUCAGUACUAACCUCGCCGCGCUCGACCGGCUCCUGGACGACCUCAACCGCGCCCAGCUGCAAGCCAAAUCUAAAGUGUCGGGAGUGUAUGGCUCGCCUUCGUCCUCCUUCUCCUCGGGGACACCGGACCCGCGUCCGUCCGUAGAGGCGCUCCUGGACGAACUAGAAAGCGCCGUCCCAGAGGAGAGCACCCCAGCGCCCUCUGCAUCGUCUGCGACACAGGAGCUGGACGACCUGAUGGCAUGCCUCUCCGACUUCAAGAUAAAAUCGGUGAGUCCAUCGAAGCCCGAGGCAGAAACGCAAGAACCGGAGGAGCCGGUGCCACAGGAGACGACACAGCAGGAGACAGCGCAAGGGGAAGCAGCGCAGAGUGAGACGCCCGUAGAAAACGGAAUAAAAAACACGGGUGAGGACAGACUGUCUCUCUUGUGUCGAGAUACCGAGAACGCUGUUCACGAGCCACAGUAUGCCCAGCCGCAGAGAAAGCAACGACAACCCCCUCAGGUAGCAUGCGCCGCAGCCCACACCGCCGCCACGAACCCGCUCGCACUCGAUGCUGGGAACACUGCGCGUCAAAACCUAGAGAACCAAGGCGUGAAGACGACGGCCAAGGGCCACUGUGCAGCGUGGCGCAAGGCGAUUGUCGGCCAGGUGGUGACGGCGCUCGGCAGGACGUGGCACGUCGAUCACUUCACGUGCGCCCACUGCAGGGUGCCGCUCGGCAACAGCAGCUUCUACGAGAAGGAGAACCAACCGUACUGCGAGGAGGACUACCACGAGCUGUUCUCGCCCAAGUGCAAGAACUGCGGCAAGGCCAUAACAGAUAGCUGCGUGACGGCGUUGGGGGAGACGUGGCACCCGGAGCAUUUCUGCUGCGCCGAGUGCGGCGGCGAGUUUGGCGACGACGGCUUCCACGAGCGCGACGGUCGGCCGUACUGUCGGCACGACUACUUCGAGCUGUUCGCGGCGAAGUGCGCCUCGUGCAGCGACCCGAUCACAGAGAACUACAUCUCUGCUCUCGGCACGCAGUGGCAUCCCGAUUGCUUCGUCUGCAUGGACUGCCACACGCCAUUUAAUGGUGGUUCAUUCUUCGAUCACGGAGGCAUGCCGUACUGUGAGACGCACUACCACGCCAAGAGAGGCUCGCUAUGCGCGGGCUGUGGCAAGCCCAUUACGGGGCGAUGUAUAACUGCUAUGCAAAAGAAGUUUCAUCCAGAGCACUUUGUGUGCGCAUUCUGUUUGCGCCAGCUGAACAAGGGAACGUUCAAAGAACAAAACGGAAAACCGUACUGUCACACCUGUCACAAUAAGGUAUUCCAGGUGUAGAAGUUACUACUACUUCCACUGCAGCGCUCGUAUCACACGUGCAUUGGAGGACUGACUGAACAAAGAAAGAACUCCGUCAUCCUCAGUUGACCUUAUAUAACUUAUAUAAAGAUAGCUGCGAGGUGUAACAACUCAUAGCUGUACGCGUGCGUUAUUCAAGUACUAUAUAACUGCGUUUUACGUAAUCAGGAUCCCCUUACAGCGAGAAGACGCGGUGUGUGAACGUAAGCCACCCGCGGCCUCUUCUGGUGCUGCUCCUCAUCCACCCACUCACUCCCAUCUCCUCCAUUUCCUCAUAUAUUUUUCUUUUUCUCUUCCUCCCUCUCCCCCUUCUCCUCCUCCUUCUUCUUGUUCUUUUUAUUCCUCUAUAAGUAGUCGGGUAUGCACAGAGUCUGUAACUGCGUCCCUGCAGAGUGUUGUCGUAUGUUGUGCGUUCAUCACACCUUUCGCACAUCGUGUUUUUGGUACGAAAUGCUUUAUAUAUUUACGCACGUCACACUCUAACAUGCCGGUGACAACAUGUGAACGUGCGCGAGCACUGCUGUGCGUAAUAAUUACAAUCGUUUCUGUCUAGCUGAACAAAUAAUUAGUACUUACGCGAAUGUAUAAACGCAAACGUGUUUUACGUUUAUAUCACGAAGGACACAAACGCGAACGGUGACCGCUUGGCCACCACGACGUGUCGUUUAGUGUCGUUGCAAACACCGCGACUUGUCAAGUAUUUUUCGUAAUCGCUCGCAGCCAGUGGGAUGUUAUGGACACAAGUAUUAAGCGCCCUCUACGCACGCGCGAGACUGCAAUGUCUACGGGGUGCAAUUUAAACUCCUUGGCUUCCCAAUAUGGCUCCAUUGGCUUCCCAACAACUCGCCAGGCAAUUUAAAUUUACUGAGCGACGGUGAUGCGUGGAAAGGUUGCGUGCGUGCGCGUGCGUGCGUGUGCGUGCGUGGACAUUUAUCUCACGAGAAUUACUGCAUAAUGAAUAAUGUGAUAUGGAAGUAUUCACAUACAGUGCCGUAUGACACACACGUGACGUUCUGAUGCCAUGAGCUGGAAGCCCAUAACAUUGGGACGCCUUUCAGUUUCCAGAAUUCUAUAUACGGGCCAGUCGCGACGUAUUGGCGUUUCAGCUUUAAAUUAAAUAUAUAGAGUCAUUCGAAAUUCGAACGGGCGGCUACCCCGGUUAGCGAUGCACACUUGAGUUUGCUAGAUGCCCUUCUAAAAUCACCAUCGCGCGAUGUGUGCGUCAUUGCGUGACGCACUCACCACAUGCGAGCUCACGAUACGUUUGUUGCACGGCGUCGCAUAUUUCUGUUCUGUUUACGCUCCUUUCGACGUCGAAGUUGAAGUGGGGGAUCUCCUGGUUGAAGUAGAAGAUGUCGUGAUUGAAGAAACGGGAGACGUCGCUGUUAAAAAGGGCAACACCGGAGUUGUGAAUUGAUUCAAAACAGACGACGCGACGGCAAUAUUAUGGAACAGAAAAAUACAACGCCGUGCGCGAAAAUCCAUAUAUAGAGAAUCAAAUCAAAGUAGCUUACAUCGUGUAAUGACAAUUUACACAUUUAAUUAAUAACAAAUUGAUGCACGCUACUAUGCUAUUCUACUAGUGUGCAGCUGUAGGUUAUUCUACCUCACAAAUUUCAAAAUAUGAAUGGAGAUUUUCGGCAACCUUCAAGAUUCGAAGCAAACCUGUUAGCGAACGCCUAGCUUGUGUGCCGGACUCGUGCACUAAUGCUUGGUAGUGGUAACAGGGGUGUGUGUUAACCCUUCUUUUAACCCUUCGAUGGUGUGUGUAUAGUUUACGCUAGAUCCAGGCUUGAGAGAACACGAGUGUACGUAGCUCGGUAGCCUCUAUAACCGAUUUAAUUUAACGUUAUGAUUGUGUAAAUUAUAUAAUAACAUAUUAGCUAAUAGCUAUCAUAUUUUUUCACUCAAAGGUUUAAUACAGCGACAGUAGAUGUCCAACAGUAGGUUACUGCUAGAAAGCGUAUAGGCUGGUGUUAAAAAAAACCAUCGUGCAUGUUUUAUAGUUUGGAUAUAUCUGAACUGCAAAUAUUUCAGCAGAUAUAGUCGGAACUAUUCUAUAAUAAUGGUUUCACAGCUCCUAAUAUAUGCAUGGUUUAUAAGAGUCAUUCAUGAAUAAUACAAAGUAAAAUUAGUACUGUUCGUAAACACUUGAUUAUUUUGAAGGCAUCUCUGCUAAAAGAAGUGUGACAAAGUGUUAAACAGCUGCAGGGUGCCACGGGUCUGCAUAAAUGCUGGUUUCCAACAUGUUUGAUAGCAAGCCUUCAACAUUUUGAUACAGUUACCUUUCCAACGUGGAUGGCUCUCCAAUAGUGCAUUGCGCGUGUAAAGUGAUAUUAUUCCAUGAUGAAUAUUUUAGCAGGUGUAACGAUGUAAUUUAUAAUUGACAGUUUGUAUAUCAAUGGUUUGUAAUUAGGAAUUUCGUCGCAUGACCAGUGUAGAAGCGAACAUAUUCAUGCGGUUGGAAAAUGUAGUUACGAAUAGGAUGUUGAUAAUGUAGAGAAAUUCUAGUCAUUCUGCGCAUUUUAUGGGCUGGGCUGCAAUAUUCAAGUAGAAUUACUAUUAUUAUUUCCAAAGUGGAUCACGGCAUUAGCCGGUGCAUGGAUUCUGGGUUGGCCGUGUCCCAACCUGGGACAUAGCGAUUCAAUCCAGAAUUUUUCGCAGGACGUGUGCUGGUUCCAGUAGAGCGAUUUUCUGCACUUUUGCACUAUUAUUAUUAUUGAUAUCAUUAUUAUCAUCGUAAUUAUUAUUAUUAUCAAGUAGCAAGAAGAAAACGACAGAACACACAUGUAACCAUAUAGGCACAGAUGGGUAAACAUACUCGGAAUGUUUAGCGACUAUAUUAUACGUUGUUGUAGAUGCUUUACGAUAUGGCAGCAGCUGUAUCUAGCAAUCCGAUGUAAUCUGUAAAUAUACCUGUAAGGUCACGAAGCUUUAGCUACAAUUAAUUUUACAUCUGUUUACAUGCGGUUCAUGUUGGAAGCAAUAUGUACAGCCGUGCAAGUUUUAAUUUUAACAUUUGAGCCCGUUCAAAACCCGACAAGCAAUGAAAUGUAGUUAAAUGAUUCCUUAGUAAGGUGGAAAGAAAUAUAAUUUUGUAUAUCGUAGAUUUAGAUUGUUACAUUUUAGCUUAUGUGCUAAAUUUUUACGUGCUUUAACGAAUCUGAUGUGCAUAACUAAAGUUACCAGACAGGCUCCACAUCAGACCUACAGCCAUGAACAUAUUUAGCAUUUCGUUUUUCGAGCAAGUAGUUUCAAACAUUCACGUAGAAGUAUUAUGUUCAUAUGUCAGCUACAUAGCAUAUCGCCCCUGCUGUUCCCAGCUGUAUGCAUGGUGCCCAGUGUAGUGACACCUCGCCAAAAGAUACGCGUGUAGACAAAGAAACCUAGAAGCGUUUUACCAUCUCUAGGACACGCGUAUUUACCGUGCAGUUAAGCAAAGAAUGACCGUUUCGCCUACUUAAUGCGGGUUUUAGCUUCUUAAACAAUGAACCGAGUGCAGCCAACAUGUGAUGAACAAGUAACGUCUUGGGUUUAGCAAGGGGUGCUAUAUAUAAGAUCUCCACUAAACUACUUAAUAUUAGCGAUGACUUUUAUAAAUGUAACUGAUGGGUUCAUUUACCAAUAGCAGUGUGCAUAUUGAUGUACUGUACACCAACCUGGUGACCACGUGUGUAAUGGCGCCGCAAGAGACAAAAGUUGAUACAAAUAACAAAAUAAAAAAACAUUUGUGUAAACAUAACGACGUUGAGAAUUGGUCGUGUAAUUUUAUUGCCGUGUAAAGGUUGCACGUAGGUACAGGGCAACAUGGACGGAUGCGGAUUGUAUCUCAACAGCUACGAAAAUAUUGCUAUAAUCAAAAUAGAAGUGCUUACGUGUAAUUGCGUCCGCACACUAAUUCUCAUCCUAAAUCUAACCCAUUGCCGCGCUCCUAACGACUUUCAGAAAGCUGAUUCUCUCUUUCUCCCCCUCUCUCUCUC